Ictalurus furcatus (blue catfish) is the source of this 2277-nucleotide messenger RNA. Its product is annotated as butyrophilin-like protein 1. Bases 286 to 642 code for a protein of 118 amino acids. The record is from RefSeq and is a predicted model, not a curated record. The transcript is spliced from 4 exons. NCBI's taxonomy places the organism in Eukaryota, Metazoa, Chordata, Actinopteri, Siluriformes, Ictaluridae.
UUAUCAGAGGUGAAGGGGCGGAGCUCUCUCUCAGCUCUCUGUAAUGAAGGUGAAAGUGAAAGUAGCCAUUAUACUUCCUGCUGUAACAGACUAAAACAGGAGGAAUAUAUUUGUGUGUAGACAGGGGGGAGAUUUUACACACGGUGUUUAAACUGUAAUGAGGUCAAAAUACUGAAUAUGAGCCGCUCUGAAAUGUGGACACACUUCAGCUAAAGCAGCAGAUUUGUUUAUAUCUGAGGAACCGAAAAGGAUUUUAUUAGUUUGAACCUACAGAAAGAGAUAAAGAUGGCGGCUGCACGCAAUGAGUUUAAACUCAUUCGUUCCAGUGGUACAAAGGAGUAUAAACGCUCCGCUGUCACUCUCUCGUGUCGUCUGUCUCCUGAAAUCAGUGCUGUUAACAUGGAGAUCCGGUGGUUUAAGGGGACACGCUGUGUUUGUGUCUAUAAGAACGGACAUGUGACAGGGGGGAGAGGUUACGAGGGCAGAGUGAGUCUGUUCACUCAGGAGAUGGAGAGAGGAAACGUCUCCUUACAGCUGAGAGACUGUGGAUGGUCAGAUGAAGGACAUUACCUGUGUCAGGUCACUGAUGGAGACAGAACAGAGGAGAUUACAGUACUGAUGACAGCAUGGGUAAGUAAAUAACUCGACUUCACACUAACGGUCGUGGGUGAUAUUUUAUAAACUUAUAUAUUAGCACAAUCCUUCAUUCUACAGAUUUACUGUGUGUGAUGACUGAUUGUUGUCUAGUUUUCCUCUUUUUUAUUAAGACACACAUCAGCUGUGUUUUAACCAGAGUAACAGUUACUUUCACAUUUUCACAUGGAACAAUUCACAUUUGACUUCAUGCAUAAAAUCUUCACACUGUAUUAUUUACUUUCACAGUGGGCACUAUCAGGUGAGUAUAAACACUUUUCUAUGAUGUUGAUGUGUUGAUGCUGCAUGAAUAAUAUAUUUAUUGUGCAGAUGAAAUAGAUUAGACUGUGCUGUGUGUUCAGAGUGCAAUAGCACAUAGAUAUAUGAGCAUCAUGAGCAUAGUGUAGUGAACACCACAGACUGUGAUCGCUGCAGAACGUCCAUCACGCUGGAGUCUAGUUUGUCAUUAGUGUUAUACAGACACAGAAAUCUGACCUACACACUGAUACUGAGAGCUAAAAAGCUGAAGGUGUCUUUACAAAAGACACACACACUCAUUAGUGAACAAUCUGAUGUAAUGGAGCUAAUAAUCAGAGACGGGCUCGAUAUCAGUUUAAAAUGAAACAAUCAGAGACAUUUCUCCAUCAGAGAGGAAAUUAAACUACACACUAAAUGUGUCCUUUAGAUUGUUACAGUUACUGGACAUCCAGUAGAACAGACUAGAUCACUGCCUCAUCUAGCACUGAGAACCACGACAACACACAAAGCUAGCUAAUAUCGGGCAGCGAGUUUGUUCUGUAGACUGUGUGCUGUGUUUGAAUGAGCGCAGUCAGAAUGAGCACAGUUACACUGCGACAUCGGAGAUCAGAUUGCUGCAGAAUCAGACAGAGCCACGGUGCGAGCUAACCGGCUAACGCUAGGUAAAAGACAAGCUCUUGUUGAAAGUGAGCGGUUUUGCUCUUUUACCUUGUACUCAGUAACUGUGAGAGUCACAUUGAUGAUCAAAUCAACUCCAAUAUUUUAAACAGGAUGAAAAUACACCAUGUAAAACAAUUCAACAUAAACAUUAGUGACAGACUGUAGAGUUCUGAGACAAAGAACAAAACUCCACCAGCAUGACCUCAGAGGCUUCAUCCAAUAGAGAGAUAAACACACAGAUACACUUCAAGAGCAAAGGAGCAGAUUUUACAGUUUGAUAAAAAAAAAGUAGAUGAUGGACAGAUGAGACAAAGACUACGCUGUAGCAGAGUGAUGAAAAGAGGAAAGUGUGAAGAAAAAAGAAAAGCGCGCAUGAUCCAAAUCAAAGCAGCACUUCUGUGAACCAUGGAGACAUGGACAUUUAUGGAAGAGUAGAACUUGUCUUUAUUUUCCCCUGAUACAAAUAGAAAUGGAUUAAAAUAUGGUGAUGCUCAGCAUUUUCACUUCAUAUGGAGUGUUUUAUUCAACAGUCGAUCACAGAUAUGUGUUACUGCACGGAGGAAAACACUCCAUGAAGAUUUUAAUGAUUUAAAUAUAAACUAUUUAUAAUGAUUCACUAUCUGUUGUUAUGUUUGAUAAAAAUAUUAAAAUUGUAGCUGAACUGAAAGCACAGAGUGAAGAUUGUUUAGCAGCGAUUCUGACUGUAAAUCAUAAGUUUUUCUCUCU